GAUAAAGUGCUUACCUAAUUUCAUUUGCAGCCAGACGCUCGUACGCCGCCUCGUUGUGUCUUCCUGGUUGUGGGAGGAGCUCCACGGAGUACUUGCGUUGUUAUCUGCGGAGGCGCUGCUCCCCUUCUGGGGUGCCUUUCACUUUUUUAACACUCUGACACUUGAUCACCGACGACUUCCUGCACCGUGCUUUUUCUUUUUUCUCUUUUCACUCAACCAUACAGAUCACCACUCAUGUAUUUACUGCACAAAAGUGAAAAAACAAACGAACACACGAACAACAAACUAAACUAAAACAAAAAACGAUACCCUCCAUAUUUAAUUUAUUAACGGGAGCGUGUAUUACAACGCUUCUGUAAAUAUACUGCUGGGCGCUGCAUGUCUGAACAAGUGCAGCCGGAGGUUUUUGGAAAUGUUCUCUAUCUUUGCUUCCUCCAAUCAUCCUAUUUUGCACACACCCCCCUGCAAGGAUUAUGUUUCUUUCGUUUUCAUUUCCCGGAAGGGUCGAAUGUGAAAAUAGUUGCGUUUUUAUUUCUUCGAGGAUAUUCGUUUAAAAGUGAGUUUGAGUCGUGAUCCGAAGCUUAUUUUAUUGGCUUCACCAAUUGUUUGUCUGCUUAUGAGGAAAUCGUCCUGUUUUCUGUGCAGUCGAGCAGAUAAAGGACAUUUUCAUGGAGAGCAUUUCCCCGUCACCUUUGAUCAAGCAAGAAAGCAGUCCUUCUAUCAUACGUGAAAAGCAAGUCAACAUUCCUCCCAGUUUGCAUCACUCCCCACCUACCCAAGUUCCUUUGGUCAGCCCUCCCACUCAAGAAGACCUGUGGCAUCUGCCUGGAAGGCUGAGAAUUAACCCAUCCCUGUGGGAUAAGGAGGAUGUUGGCCUGUGGCUCCACUGGGCUCAGAAGGAGUACUCACUGCGCCGGCCGGAGAAGGGGCGAUUUGAGAUGAAUGGCAGAGCCUUGUGCCUGCUCACCAAGGAGGACUUCAGACGCCGCUGCCCCAGCUCAGGUGAUGUUCUGUAUGAGAUCCUUCAAUGCGUGAAGCAGCAGAGGAGAAGCGUGGUCUGUGAGCCGCCUAACACAACUCCUUCUGUGGCAAGCGGACUCCUUCAGGGUCCAGUCAGCUGCCAGAUAAUCGCUCACACAGUUCAAGAGCCACAGUCUCCCAAAAUCAAUGACACCCCAGUGUCGGUUGCUGUCGGAGCCACUGUGGCCAGUCAGCCAAAAUCAGCUUCACCCCUUACAGAACGCCCCGUCUGCUGCACUUUGUCUGCUCCACUCACACAUAAUAACGGAUCAGCGGGUACCUCCACAUUACACCGCAAUCAGGAUGAGUGUAUUCCCCAAACAAAGAACAUCAUCCAGGAGCCUCUCAACCUGUCUAGUCGAGAUAAGCCAAGGAGUCCGCUGCACAAAGCAAAUGGUCGCAUCCCAGAGUGCAGGCUGCUGUGGGACUACGUGUAUCAGUUGCUUUGUGAUGACCGUUACCAAGAAUACAUUCGAUGGGAAGACCCAGACAGCCUGGUUUUCAGGGUGGUCGACCCCAAUGGAUUGGCACGUCUCUGGGGAAACCACAAGAACCGAGAAAAUAUGACGUACGAGAAAAUGUCCCGUGCUUUGCGGCAUUACUACAAACUGAACAUUAUUAAAAAAGAAAGAGGACAAAAACUUCUUUUCAGGUUUCUGAAACUCCCACAAGAUAUCAGGAAACAGCAGGUGGAGGCUCCCAGCUCCCUGGAACACACGCCACCUCAUGAUAGUGACUUCCCGGACGUCAGUCCUACACACGAGUUCACUGAAGACCAUUUUGAGGUUUCUCCUGAUCGGGCUUCUCCACAGCCUCCUCCAACCAGUGCUCCUGUGAGAUAAAAUAAAAUUGUGGGCCACCUCUACAACACAGCUCUAACAGAAUAAAACAGGGGAUUGAGAUAUAUUUAUCCUGCACUUUGAACUUGCAGGGAGAAAAAGCCAUGCGUGUACAGUCUGAAGAAAACACAGUUGUAUUGUUUACUGUGAAACUGCUUUUCAUUCUUCUAUGAAUCGGUGUGUGUAUAACUGUGAUUUGGUUAAACACUAAUGUUAAGGAUGAGGGAAAACUGUGAUAUUAAUAACAGAAAUAUUCAACCAGCCAACCAGCCAAUAUUCAACCAGCCAAAAAAAAAAAAUCAUCAGAACUUUAAUUUAUCCGGGCAGUAAAAUUACAAUACAGAUUUAUCUUCACAAACUUUGCAGGUCUUGCAGCUAUCGGGUGGAAAUUACUGCAGUUUAAUAGUAACAGUUUAAUAACAGAUUUAAAAAAGUUUAACAACAGAUUGCUUAGGAUAAAUAAUUGCUUGUGAAAACAUUUUUUUUUUUGUUGAAAUGUUUGCUGAAAUUUUGAGAUAACGUAAAUUUGUUUGGCUUAGCUUCACCUGGCAAUAUUUUAUUUUAAAUUUUUUUCAGUGGCAGAAACGAGCUUUUUCUACUUGUAGGUCAGGUAUUUGGUGUUUUGUUUAUUUUAUUUUAUUUUUUGUGCUGUUGUUCUUUUCUUUGAAAUUUGGAAAAUAAAUGUUUUAUGUAGCGCAGAAAAACAGGACUAAUUGUACUUUUUCUGUAAGCUUUUUUUCCCCAAGAGUCAUGAAUUUGACACUCCUCCAAAGUUGAUUAUUCGUUUAUGUUGAAUAUUGCUGUCUUAGAUCACAUACUGCCAUACUGCCAUUGUCGGUUAACAAUUACAAACAAUUAUGAAGACAACAAAGUACAUUUCUUAAACAUUUGCAGUGCUCACACUUGAGUGUUGCACUGUCAAAAUUUUACCAGCAGGAGGUGCUGUAGUAAAUCUAAUAGUAUUUGAAAUGAAAUGAUUCAAAUACUCAUAUUUUCUAAUAACUAACUUGAGACGUUAGAGUGAUUUAGUUGGCUGUCUAAUACUCGGUCUUAAGAAAAAGUAAACAAAAAGCCACUGAAACUGUUUUAAGAUAUGCAGACUGGAUGAGCCAUGGCACAUUUACUCUUCAGAGCCUGGAAUGCUCACCUUUCACUACAUCCAUUUUUGACAAUGCAGUUUUUGCAGUUAUGGGCCUAAAAGCAUUUUGACCUUCUAGGUGUAACAACUCAGUUCAGUUGCAGCUGUAGAAUUUAUAAAAUGGAGACGUGUGAAGAUUUGGGUGUUUAACAGGCUUCUUUUCAAAAGGUGACCUUACACAUCCACCUCCACUUUUGUCAGUUUGGUAUAGGCAGCAUGGAUAGACAGAUGGCAGCAUAAGCUCAUUUUAGACUGUCCAGCAAGAUGCCGUGGUUUGAACAGAAUAACUCAAGUUAC
Molecule: messenger RNA, 3294 nt
Organism: Archocentrus centrarchus (flier cichlid)
Lineage: Eukaryota; Metazoa; Chordata; Actinopteri; Cichliformes; Cichlidae
Gene: etv7
Product: ETS variant transcription factor 7
Exons: 9
Coding region: 669-1862 (397 amino acids)
Biological process (GO): regulation of transcription by RNA polymerase II; cell differentiation
Cellular component (GO): nucleus
Molecular function (GO): sequence-specific DNA binding; DNA-binding transcription factor activity, RNA polymerase II-specific
Source: RefSeq, a predicted model, not a curated record